This is a messenger RNA of Henningerozyma blattae CBS 6284, 2304 nucleotides long. RefSeq names its product 5-methyltetrahydropteroyltriglutamate-homocysteine S-methyltransferase (gene MET6). Bases 1 to 2304 code for a protein of 767 amino acids. The record is from RefSeq and is a predicted model, not a curated record. The transcript has a single exon. NCBI's taxonomy places the organism in Eukaryota, Fungi, Ascomycota, Saccharomycetes, Saccharomycetales, Saccharomycetaceae. Gene Ontology annotation, molecular function: zinc ion binding; 5-methyltetrahydropteroyltriglutamate-homocysteine S-methyltransferase activity.
AUGGCCAAAUCAGCAGUCUUAGGGUUCCCAAGAAUUGGGCCAAAUAGAGAAUUGAAGAAAAGUACUGAGUCUUACUGGAAGGGGAAGAUUACCCAGGACGAGCUUGUGGCAGUGGGGAAGCAAAUUAGAAAGGACAAUUGGUUGUUGCAAAAACAGAGUGGGAUUGAUAUUAUUCCAUCCAAUGAUUUCUCGUUCUACGAUCAUAUCUUGGAUAUCUCCGUAUUGUUCAAUGUGAUCCCUAAACGUUAUUCCGACUUGAAAUUAUCUACUUUGGAUACCGUUUUUGCCAUGGGUAGAGGGUUACAAAGGGAUGAAAUUGAUGUGACUGCUUUAGAGAUGGUUAAAUGGUUUGAUUCUAACUAUCAUUAUGUUAGACCUACUUUCUCCCAUGAUACUCAAUUUAAAUUGGUCGGUUCUAAGCCAAUUGAUGAAUUUUUGGAAGCCAAGGAAUUGGGUGUCAUCACUAGACCUGUCUUGCUAGGUCCUGUAUCUUUAUUAUUCUUGGGUAAACCAGAUAACGAUUCUUUAGAUUUAGAUUUGUUAUCUUUGUUACCUAAAUUAUUACCUGUUUACGUCGAAUUAUUGACUCAAUUGAAAAAAGCAGGUGCAGAACAAGUUCAAAUUGAUGAACCUAUCUUGGUUUUGGAUUUGGAUUCUAAAGUUAAAGCUGCAUAUUCUACUUUUUUCAAAGCUUUAGAAGCUGCUUCCACUACUAUCCCAUCAAUCACAUUAUCUACUUAUUUCGGUACUGUAGUUCCAAAUUUGGAAGUUUUGAAAUCUGCUCCAGUAGAAACUUUACAUUUUGAUUUCAUUAGAGCUCCAGAACAAAUUAAUGAUGUCUUAACAGUUAUCUCUGCCAAUCAAAAAUUAUCCAUUGGUAUUGUCGAUGGUAGAAACAUUUGGAAAAAUGAUUUCGAAACGUCUAUUGAAUUCAUUAAUAAUGUCAUCCAAAAGAUUCCAACUGAAAGAAUCGUCAUUGCUACUUCUUCUUCAUUAUUACAUACCCCUGUAGAUUUAAAUAAUGAAACUAAAUUAUCCGAUGAAGUUAAAGAUUUCUUCUCAUUUGCUACUCAAAAAUUGAAUGAAGUUACCAUUUUAACAAACUUAAUCAAUAAUCCAAAGGAUGUUGAUGCUAUUAAACAAUUGGAAGUAAAUAUAAAAUCUAUCACUGCCAAGAAAAACUCCAAGAUUACUACCAAUGAAACUGUUCAAAAAAGAUUGAAAUCCAUCGAUGAUAAGAUGGCCACUCGUGCUUCUCCAUUCGUUGAAAGAUUAAAGGAACAACAAAAGGUUUUCAACUUACCUUUAUUCCCAACAACAACAAUUGGUUCUUUCCCACAAACCAAAGAUAUUAGAAUCAAUAGAAACAAAUUCGUAAAAGGUACUAUCACAAAGGAAGAAUAUGAAACUUUUAUUAAUGAAGAAAUUGAAAGAGUCAUUAGAUUCCAAGAAGAAAUCGGUUUAGAUGUCUUGGUUCAUGGUGAACCAGAAAGAAAUGAUAUGGUUCAAUAUUUCGGUGAACAAAUUGAUGGUUAUUAUUUCACUCAAAACGGUUGGGUUCAAUCCUAUGGUUCUAGAUACGUUAGACCACCAAUCAUUGUUGGUGACUUAUCAAGACCAAACCCAAUGUCUGUAAGAGAAUCUGUCUAUGCUCAAUCUAUAACCAAAAAGACUGUUAAAGGCAUGUUGACUGGUCCAAUUACCUGUUUAAGAUGGUCUUUCCCUCGUGUCGAUAUUAAUCAAGAAUCUCAAGCUUUACAAUUAGCCUUAGUUCUAAGAGAUGAAGUUCAAGAUUUGGAAAAAGCCGGUAUUAAAUGUAUUCAAGUCGAUGAACCUGCCUUGAGGGAAGGUUUACCUUUACGUGAAGGUAAAGAAAGAUCUGAAUAUUUGGAUUGGGCUGCAAAGGCUUUCCGUGUUGCUACCUCCGGUGUUACCAACGCUACUCAAAUCCAUUCUCAUUUCUGUUACUCAGAUUUGGAUCCAACUCAUAUUAAAGCUUUGGAUGCUGAUGUCGUUUCCAUUGAAUUCUCCAAGAAAGAUGAUCCAAAAUAUAUCAAAGAAUUUCAAACUUAUCCAAACCAUAUUGGCUUAGGUCUUUUCGAUAUUCAUUCCCCAAGAGUUCCAUCAAAGGAAGAAUUUAUUGCCAAAAUCGACAAAAUCUUAGAAUCUUAUCCUGCUGAAAAAUUCUGGGUUAAUCCAGAUUGUGGUCUAAAGACAAGAGAUUGGGAUGAAACUAGGGUGUCCUUAACCAAUAUGGUUGAAGCCGCAAAAUACUUCCGUGAAGAAUAUGAAUCAAAGAAUUAA